UUAGGUACCUACCUACAGAGUUUUUACUGCUUGAAUUCAUCAAGUAAGCAAAUAAGUACUGUGAGCUCUUCUGCUGUCUCACUCUGUGGAAUGUAGUCUACUUGAGCCACACAUUGGGUUGUUGCCUCAACCCUCAAUUCUCCAAGAAAUGUAUUACUCAUCUAAAGGGUCUGGGGAGCAGUAGUGCACUUGAAUCAACUUUGAGGGUGCUAAGAAAAGUAUUUACAAAUGAAUUGGCAAAUAAGUACAGCCUCCUUGGGAGGAAGAAGAGAAAUUUCGAAAAUUUGGCAAUUUGCAAAAUUUAUUGUUUUUGAUACGGUGAAACAUCAUGUUGCAUCAGUAACAGAGAAGGAGGUGGACUCAAUAAUUAUUGCUUGUUGGCUGGUGCAAGCUAAGGGGCGCAUGUCAAGGAUGGAGAAAAAGACUGGAGGCAAUGAACCUUCCAUUAGGGUGGAAGAUAAGGAGGGCGAAAUCUAGCGAAUUUUUUGGUACCGCAAACCGCAGAUUUGGCGCCACCAAUCCACCCACUCACAUAUAUAAUAAUCUUUAAUCUCUUCUCAACGUGUGUUACCAGUUGUAUAUAUAUAGUGUAUUUAAUAUUCGUAUGUAUCGCAUAAAAAUAAUAUGCAGUAUUUUAUUAUGGACCUUUCAGCUGAAUUAUGUUCUGUAUAGCCUAACAUAUUUUAUCUUCUUGUUAUUUUAAUAAAGAUUUUAGUGAAGAUUAUUCUAGUAAAGAAUAUAUUCAUGAAAAUUUUACUUCACAUUACAUUUUAUUACUUGUUACUUCACAUUACUACUUACAGAGUUACUUUAAUAAGAGUUACCAUACAUUAUUACUUAAAGUGUAUUCACAUUUCACUUAAAUGUAUUAUUAAUUAGCCUAAUCUCAUUUCAUUAAAUUAGAUCGCAUUUUUAUUUAUUUUUGAUAUGUUUAAUUAUGUUCUUUGUAUGGUAAAUAAAAUUUGAAUGAAUUUUAUGAAUAAAGGUGAAUUUGGUGAAUGACUGUAUGAAGUUUUCAUGGGUAGAUUUUUCCAAAAAUUUUAGCUGAAUAGUAGAGUUAUUCUUUUAACUUCUAUUUAUGCUCAUCCAAUACAUCCUCAUUAUAGAAAGAAUGUCCAUGGAAACAUUUUCAUGAAAGUCAUGAGCCAUCUGCCUUCCUAAAUAAACCUACUCACAGUAAGAUUGCCUUGAACAUGUAUAGCUAUACACCUAGGUGAUCCAUGUAACAUGAUACAGGUAACAUGUAUCAUCAAUACCUAAACUAUAUUUUUGUUAGUUACAUAUUUUCAUAUCAGAUAUAUAUUUGAGACAUGGGAGUGAUACAUAUUGGGCAUGUCUCAUCGAUAUCUAAAUUAUAUUUUUGUUAGGUACUUAUUUACAUAUCAGAUAUGUAUUUGAGACAUGGGGAUGAUACAUAUCAGAUACAUAAAAUGAAUACCUAAAUGAUAUGUAUCCAAAAAGCGGACAUUUUCACAUAUCAAAUAUGUAUCAUAGGUAUUGGAUACGUUUUCAAACAUAUCCAGUACAUAUCGUAAGUAUCAGUAUCAGUUCGAACGUCGAACGUAAAGGUUGAUAAUUUCGGAGCUCUGUUAUCGUGUUGUGUUUCGUGUCUGCCAUUGUGACUGUGAUGGAUUUUUUCUGUUUCUCUUUCUGAGACUGUGAAUUUUUUGUUUGUGCCGAAAAUAUGCUGGUAUUUUUGCUUGUUGAAAUGCAAUGUUGAAGUGCUUCUGUUGUAAUACUCCCGUUGAUUUGGCCGAGCUUAUAAAGUGUUCAAUCUGCCGAAACGCUUUUCAUUUUAAAUGUGUAGGAAUCUCCGAAGCUAACUUUAAAAAACUGUCUAAAGCUAACUUGGCCAAGUGGAAGUGUUCAUCGUGUAAAGUUAAUAAACUAUCUCCUGUUACUCAAAAGCAAAACAAAAUGGAACUAAAUCCUGAAUGCAAGAAAGAAAUAUUGAAUGAAAUAAAAGGUAUAAUCUCUACGGAACUUGCGUUUUUUAGGGAUGAAUUAAAGAAGACGAACGAAAAUGUACUCGAAUUGCGUAAAUCAGUGGAGUUGUUCUCAGCUAAAAUUGAUGACUACAAGUUGAUAAUAGAUGAUUUUAAGACUGAACAAUUUGUUAUAAAAAAGGAAAAUGAAAAACUGUCCAAGAAGGUUCACGAGAUGGAAUUACAAGUCAUCGAGCUGCAGCAAUACAGCAGGAUUAACAACCUCGAAAUUCACGGAAUACCGCAAACGCCAAACGAAGAUGUUUAUGCUAUAAUCGAAGAUAUUUCAAAAACUCUCAAAUUGAAAAAUGAUGCAUUGAAGAUCGAUAUUGCUCAUAGACUCCCAACUACGAAUAAACAUGCUAUUCCACCGAUACUAAUAAAAUUCAAUAAUAGAAUUGCGAAGAACAACUUGUUUUCUCAAUAUAAAAAAAUACAGAGUGAGCUGAAAAAAUUGGAACCACCAGGACAGUUAAGAACCACAUCAAUAAAUAGAAAUCUACAAGACGGGCCAGUAUACAUCAACGAAAAUUUGUCUACUUACUACCGAGGUCUGCUGAAAGGUGCUAAACUAUUUGCGAAGGAAAACGGCUAUAAAUUUGUGUGGGUCAUGAAUGGUAAAAUAUAUGUUAGAAAGCACGAAGACUCAAGACCCAUCCGACUGGCAAGCCACGCUGAUCUAGAUCGUCUCAGGUGUGAUGACCCAAUUUCUUCUCAAAUGCGCUCCAACAGUGGUGGAGAAUAAAGAUACGGCUUCCCUGAUUUUUACUUUAAUGAACUCUGAACUGUAAUGAUAGCAAUAGAGGAAAUCUACAAUUUACUUAAUAAGGAGUUAAAAUUAACAAAUGUACUUGACAACUACUGUGAAUACUUACCGUCCCCAGGAAAUAGACAUAAAUUUUUCAAUAUAUUUCACAUGAAUAUUAGGAGUAUUGGCAAGAACUUUGAUGAACUAAUUUUAUUUUUGAGUGAUCUACGUUUUGAAUUCGACAUAAUUGUUCUGACAGAGACCUGGUCUUGUGAAGGUAAUCCAUACGAACAUAAGAUCAAUGGAUAUAAAACAAUAAAUAAAUUCUCAAAGUUGAAUAAAUGUGAUGGUAUUUGUGUGUUUGUUAGAGACUGUUUUGACUUUGUAAUCCAUUCAGUAGAUAUUGAUGAAGCUAACUCGCUGAGCUUGGUUGUUGAGAUAGAUAGUGGUAUCAGGUUACUGAUAAUUGCAGUUUAUCGCUCACCUAGCGGUAAUCUAACUGCAUUUUUGGAUAGCCUUGAAAAUAAUCUUCAACAGCUAGGUGAUAGAAACAGCUGUAUUUUUAUGGGAGAUUUAAACAUUGACUUGAAUACUAGUAAUACAGUGACCGAUGAAUACAUACACACUUUAAAUAAAUAUGGCUUCGAGUCUUUUAUCAAUUGUAACACGCGAGUAACGGAGACCACACACUCAUGCAUUGAUCAUAUUUUUCUCAAGAAUAGUAUUAAAAUAAAUGAACAUUCUAUCGGUAAUGUUUUCAAAACAUCAAUCACAGACCAUUUCUCGACUGCUCUACACAUGCACA
This is a messenger RNA of Nilaparvata lugens (brown planthopper), 3538 nucleotides long. RefSeq lists its product as uncharacterized. NCBI's taxonomy places the organism in Eukaryota, Metazoa, Arthropoda, Insecta, Hemiptera, Delphacidae. The record is from RefSeq and is a predicted model, not a curated record. The coding region runs from base 1714 to 2730 and encodes 338 amino acids. The transcript is spliced from 4 exons.